Molecule: messenger RNA, 2178 nt
Organism: Nicotiana tabacum (common tobacco)
Lineage: Eukaryota; Viridiplantae; Streptophyta; Magnoliopsida; Solanales; Solanaceae
Cellular component (GO): plasmodesma; plasma membrane
Source: RefSeq, a predicted model, not a curated record
CCAACUCCUUGCUUCAAAUAUCAAUUUCCAUUACGACAUUUCCUCCCUCAUGUCCUCUCUCUCAUCUUUCUUGAUCUCUUUUGUUUGAAGUAUGUUUUUCAACAGUUAAAAACCAGUCCCCCUCUCAUUUCCGACUUCUCUCUGUUACACUUGUCCACUGUGUUUCAAUAACUGCCCAAUUUUUGUCUAAUUUCAUAUACUCAACAUUUCCAUUGCAGAAUUAUUUGCAAGAUUUUCAACAUCAAGAAAUCCCCUUCAAGAAUCAAGAAAAACAACCCAUAAGGCCAUAAUUACAAUGUUGUAUAAAGGGUCAUUGCUAUUUUCUCUUGUAACUGCUUUCUUCAUUUUCUCUUCCUUUCUCUUUUCAUUUACCCUUGGAUGGGUUGAGUCUGAUUUUCACACAUUCCAAACACCACCCAUUUCAGGUGAAGAAAGAAGUGAGAAUGAUGUGGUGGUUUCAUGGGAAAUGACAAAAAGGUAUCUUGCUGAAAGUCCAAAUGGUGAGCCUCCAUUAAACUCAUCACUUAUAUUGGCUGCUAAAAGAACAUAUAGAAAAGAUCCUUUUGAUAAUUUCAAGAGAUAUACUGGAGGCUGGAAUAUCAGCGAGCGCCAUUACUGGGCUUCUGUGGCUUUCACUGCAGCUCCAUUCUUUGUCGUUGCACUGAUCUGGUUUGUGAUCUUUGGGCUGUGCUUAGUGUCCAUCUGUCUCUGCUACUGUUGCUGUAGAAGAGUACCUUAUGGCUACUCUCGAAUAGCUUAUGCUCUCUCCCUCAUACUCCUCAUACUUUUUACCAUUGCUGCAAUUGUUGGAUGUAUCAUUUUGUACAUUGGUCAGGGAAAGUUUCACAGCAGCACAGUUAACACGCUGGAUUACGUGGUCCAUCAGGCAAAUACCACUGCGGAUAGUCUCAGAAACGUCUCAGGUUAUCUAGCAGCAGCCAAACUUAUUGCCGUGGAUCAAGUUUUGCUUCCUGGUACAGUCCAAACAGACAUAGACCGCAUCCAAACCAAGAUUAAUUCUUCUGCUAAUACCCUUGCCACUAAAACAUCAGACAAUAAGGAUGACAUAGCACGUUUGGUAGAGUCUGUGAGAUUGGCUCUUAUCAUUCUAUCAGCCAUUAUGCUUCUAUUGACAUUUCUUGGAUUUGUAUUUUCACUUUUCGGCAUGCAGGUUUUCGUUUACACCUUGGUUAUUUUUGGAUGGAUUCUUGUCACUGGAACUUUAAUCUUGUGUGGCAUAUUUCUUGUUCUCCACAAUGUGACUGCAGACACUUGUGUAGCAAUGAAUCAAUGGAUCCAACACCCUCUUGCUCAUACAGCUUUAGAUGAUAUAUUGCCGUGUGUUGACAAUGCCACUGCCCAAGAGACCCUUACGAAAAGCAAAGAAGUCACUUCUCAGCUGGUCAAUGUUGUUAACCAGGUCAUUACAAAUGUGUCUAAUAGCAAUUUCUCUCCCAACUUUGGUCCUUUGUACUACAACCAAUCUGGACCUAAGCUGCCAACCCUUUGCAAUCCGUUUAACCCCGACUUGACUGAUCGAUCCUGUAGUGCUGGUGACGUGGACUUGAGCAAUGCAACAAAGGUAUGGAAGAAUUAUGUAUGUCAAGUUUCGCCAAGUGGCAUAUGCGCCACAACAGGCCGACUGACUCCAACCAUCUACGGCCAGAUGGCAGCCGCGGUAAAUGUGAGCUUUGGAUUGUACCAUUAUGGUCCUUUCCUGGUUGACCUAGAAGAUUGUGAUUUCGUUAGACAAACUUUUGGUGACAUAUAUAGCAUAUACUGUCCCGGACUACAGCGUUACAGCAAAUGGGUGUACAUUGGUCUUGUGAUGGUUGGACUAGCAGUAUUACUUUCCCUCACAUUCUGGGUGAUAUAUGGGAGAGAGAGGCGACACCGUGUCUAUACAAAAGAACACAUGCCCAAACCAGCUGGAGGAUAUGACGGGAACAAACCGAUUUACGAGUAGUUAGCUUUGCCUUUUUGUAAUGCUAGCUAGAGAUGCACUGUUGUGUAUUUUGUAUAUACUGAUGUGUGAUGGCUGUUCAUAGAGCUUAUGGUUAUACUGUAAGAUUAGGUUUCAUUUCUUGGGGUUGAACUAUCAAUCUGUACUAGUUUUAUUAACAGCGAUGAAAUGCAAACCCAGGAGUUAUUAAUGGGUGAAGCCGUGCUUUAGAGAAA